Messenger RNA from Limanda limanda (common dab), 3034 nucleotides. RefSeq names its product BRCA1-associated ATM activator 1 (gene brat1). The transcript is spliced from 12 exons. The coding region runs from base 82 to 2736 and encodes 884 amino acids. The record is from RefSeq and is a predicted model, not a curated record. Gene Ontology annotation, biological process: DNA damage response; positive regulation of protein phosphorylation; cell population proliferation. Lineage: Eukaryota; Metazoa; Chordata; Actinopteri; Pleuronectiformes; Pleuronectidae. Gene Ontology annotation, cellular component: nucleus.
UACAGCGUGUGUGUUUUUUUAUUUGUUAAGCUAGUACGUGCUAACAACAUAGCCUCUUCCUUGUGUGUUGGAUCCGGAGCCAUGGACCGGGAGUGUGUGUCGCUGCUGCCCCGGGUGUGUGAGGUGCUGCGGGGCUCAAGCUCCUCUCUGCCCGAUGACACCAGCCUGGAGAAGCUGCUGGACUGGUUCACAGCACUGACCGAGGCUGGUGGAUCUGUGCAGGAGACGUGUCCGUGUCUGCUCGAGUUCAUCUCCGCUGUGGUUCUCAAAACCUCAUCGGACCCUGGUGUCAUCUGCUUCACCCUCAAACUCUCUGGUUUAAUAGCUGCCACGGAGCACGGCUUCAAAGCGCUUCAGGGCUCCGUUCUGGACCUGGCGUUCAACCCUCAGCACUGGCGUGACGCCGGGCUCUGGGAGGAUCCCUGCAUACGGAUUGGCUGGAUCCAGGGCUUGAGGAACAUGCUGCAGCAUUCGAAGGCUUUUACUUUCUUUGUAAAAGCAGAUUUCAUUGUGCCGCUCCUGCAACUUCAGACCGACUCGAGUCUGUUUGUGGCCUCAGCUGCAAAUCAAGCGCUCGCCCACACCCUGAUCUUCUUUCAGCCGGGAUGUAACGGGAAAGUCAAGAGGACACAAACCUCCAUCGCUGACGAGGAGCCCCUCAGCCAAGAUUACUCCGCUGUGCUCGGGACAAUCUCACAGUUCCUCAAGGAGUCGCUGCUUCCCAAAGAAAACACCCGGCUCCAUCAGAGUCAGCAGGUUCUCAAGCUGCUGGCUCUGCUCCUGGCUCGGGCCCGGCAGCCGCUCCGGGACAAGCUGCUCGGGACAGUCGCAGACUCUCUGCAGGAGCUGGUGGCGGCAGGACACAGUCAACUCACCCUCCCUCUGAUGGACAUCAUUCUGGCUGCAUACAGCAGCUCCAGCACUGAUGACUGUGUCCCGGACCAGCGUGUCACUCGUCUUCUAUCGUCCAUGCUGAACAUCACCAAACCCUCGGACCUCAUCGGUGCAGCGGCUGCUUUUCUGCGCGGAGGUCGUCAUCACCAAGACUCCGUCCACACAGCUCGGGCGGUGAGAAUACUCCUGCUGCCCCUCCACAUUGUCACUGGUCAGACUCUCCUGGGCACAGACACCCCAGGAGAAGAGCAUCACUUUUCAAUUGCAGAGCAGCUGAAGAUUAAGACCUCCUGCAUCUCGAUGAUCUGUGUGUGUCUGACCCACACGCCACCGAUCACACUCAUGCCUCGCGACUCACUCCCCUGUCCUCCGGUUUCAAUCCUCACGGCGGUUCUGUCCUUGUUGAGGAUCGUCAGUGGAGACUCCUCCUCCUUGUCCUCGGGCUGUUCUGAGGUUUUCAGGAACCUUGUUGGAUCUGGAAAAGUUCAGAAAUGUGCUCUAGAGGUUCUGACGGGUCUCAGCAGCAGCCCAGGAAUGAAAGACAAACUGACUGAGGUCGUCACAGUUCUGAUCCAAUAUCUGAACAAUCCUGACUCUGACCCCACUGUAAUACACAAGUCGUACCAGGCCGUGUUGAAGUGGCUGAGUGUGUGUGAAGACGUCUCCUCGUUAACAGAGAAGCUCAAACAAGAUCUCAUCGACGUGGUGAGGAAACGUGCGUGCGACAUGCGCUGGGAGGUGAGAGACUCCACGGUGGAGUUUCUGGGGAAACUGACAGGUGUCCUGAAACGAGGCGAGGAGCCGUGUGACGCUCUGCUGGGCGGCUGCUGGAGCACUCCUCUCCUCAAGGAGGCGCUGCAGGAUCCAGAGAGCUACGUGCGGGCCAGUGCCAUCGCCGCACUGGCCCAGACACUGGCGUCCAGCUGGCACCAGGAGACAGCGGUCACACAGGGGCAGACUGACGUCGUGACCCGGCUGCUGGAAAUCCUCUCGCAGGACACGGAGGCAUUCGCCAGGAGAGCAGUUGUGCAGUAUUUCAUCGCCUGGUUUUCUUCUCGCUCCUCCCACACCUCUCCCUCCUCCUCCUCCUCCUCCUCCUCCUCUCUGCGGACGGACUCUGUGAGCUCCGUCCUCUCUCUAGGCAGCGCCGAUCUGGACUGGGAGGUCAAAGUUCACACUCUGGAGCUGGCCGAGCUGCUGAUGGACGAGGCCUGUUCAGGUCACCGUGGUUACAGGAAGGGCUCCGAGACGCCCCCUGCUGUGCGUCACUCAUACGCUGUGAUUUCUGAUGGGACUCUUGGAGAGGGGGCGGAGUCAGAUGCGGCCGGCGCGUUGAGUAAACUGGUCGAGCAGGGAGUGGUCUCGGCUCUGCUGAGUGGUCUGGUGGACUGCGAUAGGCCCGUGGGUCUGAAGGCCUGUCAGCUCCUGAUUACACUCAGGGAAACUGUCUGUCCGCGGCCGCCACUGGGUGCGUCUCCCGCCCCGGCAACAGUCGCCAAGGUGUCCUGUGAACUGCCGGGAUGCGGCUGGGGCCGGGAGAUCAGAAAGAUACCGGGGAUGAAGAGGUUUGAUCGGAUCGAAGAGGCAGACGCGGCUCAUCGGACUCGUUCUGGUGAGGUUGGGAUGGAAGACAGCGUCAGUGGCAGCGACAGUGUAUGUGUCGGCGUGUGUGCCGUGUUGAGGUCUCUGGGUUUGGACGAGAAACUGGACAUCCUGAGUCAAAGCAGUGACCACGUCCACAACUCUGCUCUCUCUCUGCUGCAGGACAUUCUGACCGCGAGCGCCGCACACACUCAGCAAGACGCCGAACCAGGACAGGAAGUUAUAGUGGACUGUUACUGACACACGUACACACACACACACACACACAUACACACAUACACAGAGUUGGUUUGGUAUCAGUGAGGAACAACACACUCUUUACUCUACAUGUGCCUUCAUGUUGUUGUGAUUGGAGCCUGACAGAUAUGGAUUUUUUGGGGGACAGAUUCUGAUCCAGAUGUUUGGGGUGUGAAAGAUUUCCACCAUCGACAUACCGGGAAAAAAAUGUAAUUGAAGUUUAGUAUUUUACAGUUUAACCAGAAACUUUUGUAUAAAUAAUGAAAUACACAAAGACGACCAAAUGUGUAGACUUCAAAUU